Lottia gigantea (owl limpet) is the source of this 1344-nucleotide messenger RNA. RefSeq lists its product as hypothetical. Gene Ontology annotation, biological process: hormone biosynthetic process; progesterone metabolic process. The annotation marks the transcript as partial. The record is from RefSeq and is a predicted model, not a curated record. The transcript has 6 exons. Lineage: Eukaryota; Metazoa; Mollusca; Gastropoda; Lottiidae. Gene Ontology annotation, molecular function: steroid 17-alpha-monooxygenase activity; iron ion binding; heme binding.
CCGCAUAUUGUUUUAACAGAAUGGGCUAAGAAAUAUGGAACUAUAUUUCAAAUGAAGUUAUUCAAUGAAGAAAUAGUGGUAUUAAAUGACUAUAUGAGCAUAUAUGAAGGUCUAGUCAUGAAUGGGACAGCAUUGAGUGGUCGUCCUCCGAUGUAUAGAACAGCACAAAAUGAACGAAACGAACACUCUAUUGUGUGGCAAACGUAUACAUCGAAAUUAAUAUUUUUACGCAAACACGUUCACCAAUCUUUCAAAAUGUACGGACAAGGAUUAGAACAGUUAGAAUAUAAGUGCAAAUCAGAAAUAAAAGAACUGAUUCAAAGAUUUGAAAGUAAUCUGGGUUCCAAAAUCGAUCCCCAAUAUGCAAUAUAUGAUUCCGUAUGCAAUGUUAUGAUGGAAUUGAUUCUUGGCACAAAGGAAGACAAAGAAGCAAAACUUGAGAGAGUCAAAGAAUUAAACGUAGCUUUCAAUGAAGUAUUUGGUUCUGGUAGUUCGAGAAAAAUUGACUUCAUCCCAUGGUUACGUCGUUUUGGAAGUAGAGAACAGACGAAGUUAAUGGAAGCACUGAAGUUAAGAGAUGACAUUUGGAACAAAGAAAUUAAAAUCUUAUUGAAAUCAAACAAUAACCAGGAAGAAGGUGUAAUACAAUCAUUACUGAAUAAAAGGCAUGAUUCUAAUUGUCAAGAUAUCAAUAUCACAGAAAAUACAGCUAAAGAAGUUUUUACCAAUCUUAUUCUAGCAGGUACAGAUACAACAGCCACGGCACUCACUAGCUUAUUACUAAUAUUCUUGAAUUAUCCAGAAGUUCAAGACAGAAUGUUUCAGGAGAUUUCGUCAGUUAUUGGAACAGAAACAUCACCAAGUUUACACCAUCGUGAAUCUUUAUCGUACUGUGAAGCAGUUUUAUUAGAAUUAUUACGGUAUUUGUCUCAUGUUCCAUUAGCUGUUCCUCAUUAUUCCAUCGAAAAUACCGCAAUUGGUGGUAAAAACAUUCCAGCAGGCCUCACGGUUUACAUAAAUUUAUGGGCAUUGCACCAUGAUGAGAGUAUCUGGAACUCGCCAUGGAUGUUUGAUCCUGAAAGAUUUUUAGACAGUCGUGGACAGAUAAUGGCACCGGGGAGUAUUGUAAGGAGAAGAUUAAUGGUAUUUGGAGCUGGCAGAAGGGUUUGUUUAGGGGAAACUUUAGCAAAGAAUAGACUCUUUUUAUUUGUUACGUCUUUGGUACAAAAAUUAAAAUUUACACAUGACACACGUGAGGAGCUUCCAAAUUGUGAUCCGAGAACAUUUGAUAUGGGAUUAGUUUUACACCCAAAGCCUUUCAAGUUAAUGGUUAGCAGUAGAGAU